Arabidopsis arenosa is the source of this 943-nucleotide messenger RNA. The record is from the annotation of a GenBank genome assembly. NCBI's taxonomy places the organism in Eukaryota, Viridiplantae, Streptophyta, Magnoliopsida, Brassicales, Brassicaceae.
CGCUUCUCUCUCGCUUGACCUCACUUCGUCGUCGAAAGCAGAUCCGUGUGAAAAAUGGCGCCGAAACAAGAUAUGGAGAAGAUGGAGCUUCGCAAGAACUUCCGUAAUGUUUGGCAUACCGAUCUCACCCACAGUAUCCAGAACGAUACUCCUUAUUGUUGCUUCGCGUUGUGGUGUGCCCCUUGUGCAUCAUACUUGCUUCGCAAGCGUGCACUUUACGAUGAUAUGUCAAGGUACGUAUGCUGCGCAGGUUACAUGCCUUGUAGUGGUAGGUGUGGAGAAACCAAAUGUCCUCAACUUUGUCUUGCCACUGAGGUCUUCUGCUGCUUUGCAAACUCUGUGGCCUCGACUCGCUUUCUUCUGCAAGAUGAGUUCCAAAUUCAAACGACAAAAUGUGACAACUGCAUCAUUGGUUUCAUGGUUUGCCUCAGCCAAGUGGCUUGCAUAUUCUCCAUAGUUGCAUGUAUUGUCGGUAUUGAUGAGCUUUCAGAAGCUUCUCAGUUACUCACAUGUUGCUCUGACAUGGUGUACUGCACGGUUUGCGCAUGUAUGCAGACACAACACAAGAUGGAAAUGGACAAGAGGGACGGUAAGUUCGGGCCACAGCCAAUGGCAGUGCCUCCGGCUCAGCAAAUGUCACGGUUUGAUCAAGCCAUCCCACCUGCAGUCGGUUAUCCUCCACAACAAGGUUACCCACCUUCUGGUUAUCCUCAACACCCUCCACAAGGUUAUCCACAACACCCUCCACAAGGUUAUCCACCUUCUGGCUAUCCUCAAAACCCUCCUCCAUCAGCUUAUUCUCAAUACCCUCCCGGUGCUUAUCCUCCUCCUCCCGCUUACCCAAAGUAAUCAUCUCUCUUUACCUGUUUUCUCUUCCGAUUGGAAAAAUCUAUUUCAUCUCUUUUGAUUCACGGCAUGUCGUUAAUAUAUAUACUGUCUUGUU